Molecule: messenger RNA, 870 nt
Organism: Marasmius oreades (fairy-ring Marasmius)
Lineage: Eukaryota; Fungi; Basidiomycota; Agaricomycetes; Agaricales; Marasmiaceae
Exons: 5
Coding region: 1-870 (289 amino acids)
Biological process (GO): carbohydrate metabolic process
Molecular function (GO): isomerase activity; carbohydrate binding
Source: RefSeq, a predicted model, not a curated record
AUGCCUGUCCAGGACCUGAACGAUAAGUUGAUCCUCAAACACCCAAAGGGUGCCUCCGCCGAAGUCCUGCUCUACGGUGCCACCGUAACCUCUUGGAAGACCGGGGGGAAUAGUAACCCAGAACCUCUAGAACGUCUAUUCUUGUCUUCCAAGGCAGUUUUAGACGGAUCAAAGGCCGUACGUGGUGGAAUUCCCGUCGUGUUUCCUUGCUUUGGAGCCCCUACUCAUCCCGACCACAAAAACCUGAGUCAGCAUGGGUUUGCUCGUAGUGAGCUGUGGAAAUGGGAUGGUGUAGUAAUGGAUAACGAAGCCGGCGUAUCCGUCCGUCUAGUCCUUGAGCCAUCCCAGAAGAUCUCUGCCAUUUAUCCAAAGCCAUUCCGUCUUAGCUAUGUCGUCACUCUUGCUGAACAUCAACUCAGCACCGAUUUACACGUUACAAACACUUCAUUCUCUGAGCAAUUCGAAUUUCAAGCUCUGUUUCACAAUUAUAUUCGGGCCCCUUCCGAUUCACUGUUCGUGACCCCGCUCCAGGGUCUUCAAUAUAAGGAUAAAACCGAUGAUAGUCUACAAGGCUUGAAAACAGAAGGUAGAUCUGGUGUAGACGUCAAGAAAUUCACGGAUUCCGUUUACACAAAUGCGUCUCAGAGUUAUACGGUGACUUGGCCUGGUGGAGAAAUAUCCAUCAGAAGCCAAAAUCUCAAAGAUGUCGUGAUCUGGAAUCCCCAAGCUGAGGCAGGUGGCAAGAUGGGCGAUAUGGAGGAAGGUGGUUGGGAACGUUUCGUUUGCGUUGAGCCAGGAUAUGUUGAUGGAUUCGAAAACGUUGCCGCUGGGUCAACUUGGUCCGGAGGGCAAGUUCUGACAAUCAAUUAA